UUAUUGAACGUACUCUUUAGUAUUUCGUUUUGUCAACAUUGACAUAAAAAUGGAGUCAAUAGAUUUACUUUUAAAAGCUUUGGAAACGACUGGAAAUGAUGAAACGAUUCAAGAAAAACUCAACGAAAUUAAGAAACAUUUAAUACAUUGUGCUGAAAGUUCAAAGAAUGUUCUUAAUUCAAAAGAGUUCUUAAGGAAUGCUAAUUCAGAAGUUGCUUAUGACAUUCUAGAAAUGUGCAUGACAAAUCUUAAAAUCAACGAUGAACCGGAUUUGUUUGACAUAACUGAAAUGAUCCUGAAACAUCCAAACGCUAAAGUCAAGACAGUCGCUGUAAGAUUUGUUGAGAAGAACCUUCAGCAUUCAACAGCUUUACAUAAACUCCAAACUAUUAUGAUGUUUAUUGAAUGUCUUAAAUCAAAUGAGACAAGCAUAGGAAUUCCAUCGAUUCAAAUUCUCAUUGAAUUAUUAAAGUUACAAAAUUUCAUUGAUGAUCCAGCUGUGAAGAAACAACUUUUGUCGACAAUCGAAAAUGAAGACGAUGUAAUUGCACUUAGAGUUUAUAGCGUAGCAGUUGGAGUUGCAAAAGGAGGAUCUAAAGAAUUAGAAAAGAUGGAAUAUUUACUUGAAAAGUGCAUAAAUGAAAUGAAUAAGGAAGACGUUUUGGUUUUAAUGAAUGUUUUGGAGAUUUUAAAAGAAUUAUGUCUAACCAGUUUUGGACUUGUCUAUCUCGAAAACAAAGGAGUGUUUGACAACCUUGUUAAGCGUAUCGAUAGAAUAAAUGAGGAUCCACUGGUAAGCAUUCUCGUGCCUGGUCUUAUGAAAUUUUUCGGCAACGUCGCUGCUGUUUUCCCUGAAAAGAUUUUCAACGCUUACCCAGCUCUCAUCAACACACUUUACAAUUGUCUUUUGGGUGAUGACUUCCAACUACUUUAUACAGCUCUCGACACUUUGGGACAUCUCACAAGACAUGAAUAUGGCAAAAUCACUCUCGAUUCUCUUAACACUGAACAAUGUGUUAAAGUUUUAGUUCACGUUUCGAAAACAAUUCCAAAUUAUCCAACAGACUUGAAAGUGCGAGCAAUCAAUUGCUUUGAAAAUGUCUUCUGGAUUGAUCCUAUGUCAUCACGUAACAAUCAAGUCAAUUACAUUUGUCAAAAAUGGUUCAGUUCCAUCUUUGGAUCGGAUCUUAUGGUUGUCAUUAAUUUCUGUAAGAACGCUUUUGAAGAUAUUUCCACGAGUGCUUUUAAACUUCUUCGUUCACUGAUUUAUCAUGACUUUGGACAACGAGCGGUUGCAGCGACGGGCGGUUUUGUGGAAUAUUUAUUAGAUCGAAAUUCCAACAUCACACUAGAAGUGAAGCAAAUUAAAUAUGAAAUCAUCGAAGUUCUUGCUGAAUCCAAUGCUUUCGAAGCCGCAGUGACAUUACAAUUACAAAAAUAUGUCCGUGAAGGUUUCAAUUACGUUCAAGGUGUCACUGAAAUUGCUUUUGAAUCCACUUAAGCAAACAUGAAAUAAAAUGAAAUUGUUUUUGAAUA
Messenger RNA from Clunio marinus, 1536 nucleotides. The record is from the annotation of a GenBank genome assembly. Lineage: Eukaryota; Metazoa; Arthropoda; Insecta; Diptera; Chironomidae.